This is a messenger RNA of Mollisia scopiformis, 306 nucleotides long. RefSeq lists its product as uncharacterized. Lineage: Eukaryota; Fungi; Ascomycota; Leotiomycetes; Helotiales; Mollisiaceae. The record is from RefSeq and is a predicted model, not a curated record. Bases 1 to 306 code for a protein of 101 amino acids. The transcript has 2 exons.
AUGACCGAGAUCUUGGCAGUAACUGAGAAUUGGGAGGAUCGCACAACUGCCAGAAACACGCAGACCAUACCCCCACCAUCUGCGAGCACUAACGAUCUCCUAGAUCCGCAAACCAUCAAAGAACAGCUGCGAGACUGUCUGAAGAACAUCAGCAAGGAAACGCCGCCUGGGUUUGGAGGUGUAUCGGGGGAUUUUCCCAACCCUAGAUUAUUCCUCGAAAGACACGACUUCGUGCAAUUCUCGCUUGGGCAUAUCGGAUUUUCGGAUGAUUCGAGACGGUUCUCUCGAAUCUGCGAUCAAGGAUGA